Ilex paraguariensis (yerba mate) is the source of this 480-nucleotide messenger RNA. Lineage: Eukaryota; Viridiplantae; Streptophyta; Magnoliopsida; Aquifoliales; Aquifoliaceae. The record is from the annotation of a GenBank genome assembly.
AUGCUCAGCAGGCCAACGAAAAUCAGGGGUGACGUGAAGAGCAACACAGCCAAGAACAGCAGCACGAGUACCGAGCAGACCCCAGCAGCAGGUCGGUGGCAUGACCCAAUCAACAAGAACAGCAGCAGCUUGAAGAGGAAGAAGAGCACCAACCCACAGCACAGGAACACAGUUGCUCCUGGAGUUCUUAUUGUGGGUGAGAGGGGAACUGGGAAGACAUCCCUUGCGCUAGCCAUAGCUGCAGAAGCUAAGGUGCCUGUUGUUGAAGUCAAAGCCCAACAGUUGGAGGCUGGUUUAUGGGUUGGCCAAAGUGCAUCAAAUGUUAGAGAACUAUUUCAAACAGCACGUGAUCUGGCUCCUGUAAUCAUAUUCGUGGAGGAUUUCGACCUAUUUGCUGGUGUCCGUGGCAAGUUUAUACAUACCAAAAAGCAGGACCAUGAGGCUUUUAUCAAUCAACUUCUUGUGGAACUUGAUGGGUAA